CGAAUGCUGAGACGUUGGCAGGGAGACAUAAAAUCCAAAAUCUCAUUUCGUAAUUUAUAUGUACAUAAAUAAUUAAAUUAAAUACGUCGCGUCGGGUGGGUUUUUGAUGGAUAGGGUAUUUUCCUCUGGUCUAUUUCUUACAGCUUCCUGAAGAUAAAGGUUGUAAACCAUUUUUUCUUGGUGUCUUCUACUGGAAAGAUUUCACGGAUUGUCUGCUCAAAGAGUUAGGUGAAUCCAUUUGAAUCCACAAGUGUCUUAAUCUUCAAAAAAAUUAGAAGAUCAAUUAAAGCACUUAUGUAACCUGGAAGAAUCAGUAGCAUGACCUUAGAAGAAAUCAAAAAUAUUAUUUAGAAAAUGUAAUUAGCGAAUCAUUAGGUCCUCAUCGAGAGAUUCUUCAUAAGUUUAGACUACUGUACUGGAUCCUCGCAAGUUCAACUCUUCACUUGUGUCCUGAGGAUUACCAUGCCAUUGCCAUGGUGACGGCAACACCAGUCGUAUCAAUUCACCCCUCCAGCCCUCUGAAAACAAAUUUAUAUUCCGUUCAAAUUGAAUACUCAAUAAAAGUUAUCUUUGUGACAAUGGAUGGAUUUAGUGUCUCGGAUAUUAAAGCACUCCAAUCGUUGCUAGCUCCGGAGGCGAGUGACUCUGACUCCGAUGAUGAUCUCGAUCAAAAAGGGAAGUACAAAUUAGGUCCUGGACACAUUGGACCCCCAAAGGGUCGUAAAACCGCGGAAACUCCCCCUCACGAGCCCCUCAAACCGCUUGGCAACGACAUUUGGCAUCCAUCGGAAGUACCACCAGCACAAGCCACCGAAGUUUCGGACCCGAGAGUGCAACCAGAAUAUGAGAUUAAGUUCAAACAGGCAAUUACCACUGAAGACGUAUUUCUUGGUAUGGGGUUCAAGACCCCGGGGUCAGCGUCUUGUGAGUGGUUGGCGAUUUCUAUUAAAAUGCCGGGAGAAAUGAAGGAAAAGAUCGACCUCAGCGUGGAAAGUGAUUCUGUGAAUAUUCGAAGCUCCAAAUAUCGUCUCCACUUGCCCACUCCCCACCUGGUGGAUCCAAACACCUCAUCAGCGAAAUGGCAUGAAGGUUCAUCAACUCUCGAACUGAAUUUAAAAAUGACCCGCGAGCUGGAUGCUGUGAACUUUUAAUUCCCUUUCAGAUACCGAACGUUUUCUAAUUAAACACUCGACAGGAAAUUCUCCCGACAACAGCUUGAAGAGACUAGUAAAAACAGCGUUUGAGAUAAAGAAUAAAAUAGAGUUAAAAAAUACAUCCCCUGAGCAUUUCCUAAUUAAACACACAGCCGUGACGAGCAAUUAAUGAAUGGUCCCCACGAUGCUCCUAUCGAGCGUGAAUACAGUUAAACGCACGUCGACUUGUAAUUUACACGUCGUUAAUUUCUCUUUUAUAUUCAUUUCAACUUAAUGAAGUCGUUAAUUCUAUUGCUCGACGUGACAGUACGAAAUUUACAUGUAUACACUAUCAUUUUAGAGAUUUAUCAAUAAAAGUUUUAAUUAAGGAGACACACUCAUACAAAUAUCCG
This is a messenger RNA of Diachasmimorpha longicaudata, 1546 nucleotides long. It is a transcript of the gene Dnaaf6, whose product is annotated as dynein axonemal assembly factor 6. Gene Ontology annotation, biological process: axonemal dynein complex assembly. The record is from RefSeq and is a predicted model, not a curated record. Bases 474 to 1151 code for a protein of 225 amino acids. Gene Ontology annotation, cellular component: cytoplasm. The transcript has 4 exons. NCBI's taxonomy places the organism in Eukaryota, Metazoa, Arthropoda, Insecta, Hymenoptera, Braconidae. Gene Ontology annotation, molecular function: dynein intermediate chain binding; protein-folding chaperone binding.